This is a messenger RNA of Chironomus riparius, 693 nucleotides long. The record is from the annotation of a GenBank genome assembly. Lineage: Eukaryota; Metazoa; Arthropoda; Insecta; Diptera; Chironomidae.
AUGGAUGAUAUGAAAGUGAGAAUAGCUGGCACAAUGAAAAGCAUUAAAGAUAUCGAUCCGAAAAUAAUUCGCGAAUGGGAUGCAGCAAUUGCAAAAGAGAAUGCAAAGGAGAGUGCGAGUGGGCGCAACGCCAAAGAGCGAUGGAAGCUGUUUAAGAAUAUUUCACGGUUUGGAAUUUUACAGCGAAAUCCAACGGAAGAGGACAAUUUAUCUUCGUCUGACUUACCACUUCCAAUUGAUGAAUGUAACGAUAAUGAUUUCGAUUUUCCAAUGCUACGCAAGAAGCAUCAUAAUGACAACGAGAAAGCAUUUCGUGUGACAUCGUUGCAAUUGAAUGUCACACCAAAGAACAAGCAGCCACUAGCACGUCACAUCUCAUCACCAACACGAUUCAAUUAUAGCACAAAGUUGAAGGACAAUAAUCGCACAUCAGAUGGAUCGUCAUUCAGCAGUAAAAUGAGCAUAAGAGGAUUCAUACGACGAAUGUCCGAACGACGUCAACGACCUACUGCAGAAUCUGAUUUUAUGCGUGACAGGAGGAAAACUGCAGUAAAUAAAACAAUGUCAAUCCGUAAGCAAUAUCCAGUAUUGUUUGCACUUCUUGAGACUAUUUCCAACAAUAUACACUAUUAUAAUGUCUUGAAAUACAAAAAUAAUUUUGACGAAACGAGACUGAUUUAUUGUGAUAGAUAG